AUGUCUGCGACCCAGCUCCUCAACCCAAAGGCUGAAAGUCGGCGGCGCGGUGAAGCGCUCCGAAUCAACAUAAAUGCUGGCGAAGGCCUUCAGGAUGUUCUCAAGUCCAACCUGGGUCCUUCGGGCACCAUAAAAAUGCUUGUAGAUGGUUCUGGACAGAUCAAACUCACCAAGGACGGGGCAGUGUUGCUGAAAGAGAUGUCUAUCCAAAACCCCACCGCUACUUUGAUUGCAAGAGCUGCCACCGCGCAGGACGAGAUCACCGGCGACGGAACCACCUCAAUCAUUUUGUUGAUCGGAGAGCUUCUGAAACAAGCUGACAGAUAUAUUCAAGAAGGACUGCACCCUAGAGUGAUUGUUGAUGGAUUUGAGAUCGCAAAGGCAGAGACUUUGAAGUUUCUGGACACGUUCAAAAUACAGAGGGAGGUGGAUCGAGACCUUCUCCUGUCUGUUGCAAGAACAUCCCUGUCCACCAAGAUCAACAAGGCUCUAGCCGACCAACUUACGCCCUCCAUAGUCGAUGCAGUCCUGGCCAUCCAUAGACCUCCAACCAAACCGGAUCUCCACAUGAUUGAAAUCAUGAAACUACAACACAAAAUGGGCACUGACACUCAGCUGAUCCGUGGCUUGGCAUUGGACCAUGGCGCACGACAUCCAGACAUGCCAAAGCGAGUCGAGAACGCACAUAUCCUCACCCUCAAUGUCUCCCUGGAGUAUGAAAAGUCCGAAAUCAACUCCGGCUUCUUCUACAACAGCGCUGAACAGCGCGACAAGCUGGUAGCCUCUGAGAGACGAUUCGUUGACGAAAAGCUGAAGAAGAUCAUCGCCCUAAAGAAUGAAGUCUGCGGCUCAGAUCCCAAGAAGGGGUUUGUGGUCAUCAACCAGAAGGGUAUCGACCCUCUUUCGCUUGACGUCCUGGUCAAGAAUGGCAUUCUUGCCCUCCGUCGUGCGAAACGACGUAACAUGGAACGGCUGCAGCUCGUGUGUGGAGGUCAAGCCCAGAACAGCGUCGAUGACCUGGACGCAUCCGUGCUAGGCUGGGCAGGUCUUGUCUACGAACAAACUCUGGGUGAGGAAAAGUACACGUUUGUCGAAGAAGUUAAGGAUCCCAAAUCGGUGACGAUUCUGAUCAAGGGACCCAAUCAACACACCAUCGCCCAGAUCACCGAUGCAGUGCGAGAUGGCCUGCGCAGUGUCUACAACACGAUUGUUGACGGCUGCGUAGUACCGGGAGCCGGGUCCUUCCAGAUUGCAGCGGCGACCCACCUCUCCUCGGAAGCCGUGAGAAAAUCCGUCAAAGGUAAAGCCAAAUGGGGCGUUGCAGCGUUUGCUGACGCUCUUCUCAUCAUUCCGAAGACUUUGGCUGCCAAUAGUGGACACGAUAUUCAAGACGCCCUUGCCGCGCUGCAGGAUGAGCAUGUCGAAGGAAAUGCUGUAGGCUUGGAUCUUGUCACAGGAGAACCUAUGGAUCCAGUGCAAGAGGGUGUCUAUGACAGUUUCCGAGUGCUGCGGAACAGUAUCGCCAGUAGCCAAGGGAUUGCUAGCAAUUUGCUCUUGUGUGACGAGUUAUUGAAGGCUCGACAGAUGAGCCGGCAAUCGGGACCGGGAGGCAUGGAACAAGAAUAG
Exophiala aquamarina CBS 119918 is the source of this 1626-nucleotide messenger RNA. RefSeq names its product T-complex protein 1 subunit zeta. Gene Ontology annotation, biological process: protein folding. The coding region runs from base 1 to 1626 and encodes 541 amino acids. Gene Ontology annotation, cellular component: chaperonin-containing T-complex. Lineage: Eukaryota; Fungi; Ascomycota; Eurotiomycetes; Chaetothyriales; Herpotrichiellaceae. The record is from RefSeq and is a predicted model, not a curated record. Gene Ontology annotation, molecular function: ATP hydrolysis activity; ATP binding; ATP-dependent protein folding chaperone. The transcript has 2 exons.